This is a messenger RNA of Scophthalmus maximus (turbot), 3242 nucleotides long. RefSeq names its product zinc finger protein 367 (gene znf367). The coding region runs from base 292 to 1242 and encodes 316 amino acids. The record is from RefSeq and is a predicted model, not a curated record. Gene Ontology annotation, cellular component: nucleus. The transcript has 5 exons. Lineage: Eukaryota; Metazoa; Chordata; Actinopteri; Pleuronectiformes; Scophthalmidae.
GCUCCUGUGGGCGCACACAGUUCAGUUCAGAUGGCCCGCUGCGGCGAAUAGGAAACGUACAGUCAUCUUCAUAUCUCACUGUAUCUCGUUCUGAAAAGACUUUGGAGCAAAGAGACGGAUCCGACCAUUUUGUUUUUACUAUUUCCUCUUUGGAAAUGAAGGACAUAUUCACUCCAGAUUGAAAAGCAGCACUAUUUAGGACUUUGGUUUUUUUUUUUUUCUUUUUAAAGUUGGACUUUUCCGCGACUUGCUUUUGCGACUAAUCCCGCAAUUUUGACACACGCGCAAACGAUGGCCGAGAACAAGCCCCCGCACGUUAUCGUCUGCAACGACUCGCCCAAGAGAGUUCUGGUGUCCGUCAUCAAGACCACCCCGAUCAAGCCCAGGAAAGCGGAGGCCCUGACGCCGACGAGCCCCGGCUUCAGCGACUUCAUGGUCUACCCGUGGAAGUGGGGGGAGAACGCCCACAACGUGACCCUGAGCCCGGGCUCGGUGAGCGGAGCGUCGUCCCCGACCGGCACCCAGACAGCCGGAGAGGCGGACACGGCUCUCACACCUGAGCAGAUCAAGGAUGGUAUCCGCAGAGGCCGUCCCAGAGCCGACACUGUCCGGGAGCUGAUCAGCGAGGGGGAGACCUCGUCAAGCCGCAUCCGCUGCAACAUCUGCAACCGGGUGUUUCCCCGAGAGAAGUCCCUCCAGGCUCACAAGAGGACACACACAGGAGAGAGGCCCUAUCUGUGUGACUACCCAAACUGCGGGAAGGCGUUCGUCCAGAGCGGUCAGCUGAAGACGCACCAGCGCCUGCACACCGGCGAAAAGCCCUUUGUCUGCUCGGAGAAAGGAUGUGGCAAUCGGUUCACUCACGCCAACCGUCACUGCCCCAAGCACCCUUUCUCCCGUCUGAAGAGGGAGGAGCCGAAGGAGGGCCAGGGCAAGUCCCAGUCCGUGGACAACAAGGCUGUAGCCGAAUGGCUGGCGAAGUACUGGCGAACCCGCGAGCAGCGUGCCCCUACGACCACCAAGGUGAAGCCACAGGGCAAGGGGAGCGCCGAGGACCAGGAGCAGCAGGAUCCCAUGGAGUUCCUCCAGUCCGACGAGGAGAACGGCGAGGAGGAAGAGGCCGCGGAGGAAGAGAAGGGCAGCGGCCAGGGGGGAGCCGCCAAGCGCCGCCUCCAGGAGCAGCGGGAGCGUCUCCACGGCGCCCUGGCGCUCAUCGAGCUGGCCAACAACCUGUCUGCCUGAACGCCCACACCCACUUCCUGGUUCUGGACUCCCCGUUCCCCUUCCCCCCAUAUUCCCAUGCCCAAUCCAUCUUCCUGCAAUAUGUGCUGUCGCUAAAAAAAGAAUCAUUCAUAAACACGAAGAUCGAAGACUAGAUUAGUUUAUUCCGUCAAGUUGUGAAACCAGACUUUGAGGAGUUGUUAGCCCAAGAUCAGUGUUAGGCACAGCACCGACCCCUCUCACAGCACCAGGAAGGCACAAGCUAAAGCACCUUAUUCAUUUUUUUACAUUUUAUUCCUUUAGGCUGCUAUAAUUGUAGAUUUGACUAUAUGAAGAAUGUCUUUCUUUCUUCCGUCUUCUGCAGGCAAAGAAAGAUUACCUGUUAUGUUUUGUUUUUUUCAAAUUUGUUUGGUUUGCACUUUGAUGGUAACGAGUUUGUUUCUUUGUAAGUAUAUUGUUGAGUGUAAGAGAGCGUGUAUGGCCGAUGUAUAUAUGGAUGAAGCUCAGAUGGACAGAAGAAUACAGGGUUGUGGUCACAUAUAGGAACACGUUCCGCUACGCUCCCGGGUUUUCAUCUACAGGCUCGUAAAGCAGAACUUCACUGCCAGUGAGAACAGGAGUGGUGUGGUGGCAGAAAUGGACUGAGAACUGUUCAGAUCGUUUUUUAAAUUUUUUUUUUAAACCUCGUCGGUACAUUUACUCUCUAAAAACAGUGGUGAGCAACAGCAAUGGUGGAAAAAAAAGACCAAAAUAAAGUCAGGGGAGCAAGAUCAGUCCUGACGUGACGUGGUUAUUAUUAUUAUUUUUUUCACAUGCGAAUGAGAGGUGAUCAUUGCAAGCCUAAUCCAGAGGUCGGGUCAGGCAAACCUUUACAGUUUUGCCACUUGACUUAUUAGUAUUUACACAAAACUAUAUCUACCUGACAUUACCAGACAAGACCAUCCCAAGCCGUACACUCAUUAUUCUACAAUGAGUCCUAUUUCCAUUUUAACAACAGUUCAAUACAAGGAGUGCGUAAAUCCUGCAGGCCAAACAUUUUUUUUCCAACUCAAUGGGAGAUGUUUUAUUAACAAUGGAUGUCGGCCACCUUUUAUAUUAAAAGGUGGCAGAUCAAUUAUGAUACCUGGCAUAGCAUCAUGGAAGUGUUUGGUGCAUCUUAUGUCAUCUCAUUUUAAAGUUUAAAUUAUUCAAUAUUUAUAACCUUUUUUUAUUUUUUCCUCGUGUGGCUAACAUUCUGUUCGUGUGUUUUGAGAGCGCCGAAAAUCAUUGGAUGCGUAAAAGGGAAAUGUUCCGACUUCACCAAAUCUUCUGCAAAAGUAUGUCACAUGACUUUUCGACAUUCCACUUGGUUUCGAUGAAGCACUUACACCAACUAUAGAGUCUUGGAUUAAGCUUGCAAUGCACUGAAGAUGAGAGCUGUUCCACGUGUCCAGAAAAAAAUUGGGCCUGUUUUCAUAAACUGAUUUGUGUAGUGCUGGGUAUUUUUUUUUUUUUUAAUGCAACACUACAUCCUUCAACACUGUACGAUGCCUCCCAUAACUGCCCUGCUUCUGGACAACCUGUCACUCUCAGCUGUGAUGUUUGAAUCUGUUCAAUUUUAUAAAUGACCCUUCGUGGGAGUUUUCGGUCAAACUGGAAGGUAAAAAAUUUGUUAACUGUUGAUAAUCAAAAACGCCAAAUGAUUUUAUUGUACCCAGUUAUAGUAUAUUUUUUAAAAGCAUUUCUAACCCUUAGUGUAUUUUGUGGUUUGAGAAGAUUAUGGCAUUUAAUAUAUACACAAUGUGUUUUUUUGUGUGUUUUCUUUAGAAUAUUGAGCGUGCACAAUUUACAGAGAGCUUUGAAGUUGAACUUUAGUGUCAGUUUUUCCCUCCUCUGCUAACAUCCUCCAACAGUUUUCCAUGUUUGUGACAUGUAUACAGUGAUCCUGCUUGCUCCGUAGAUAUUUUACUACACAAGAUUUCUCCGACUGUCCACACUGUUUUACAACUAUUGGUCUUCAAAUAAACAUUCACUGAACCGGA